Messenger RNA from Cuculus canorus (common cuckoo), 3030 nucleotides. It is a transcript of the gene SMPDL3B, whose product is annotated as sphingomyelin phosphodiesterase acid like 3B. The record is from RefSeq and is a predicted model, not a curated record. Gene Ontology annotation, biological process: sphingomyelin catabolic process. The transcript is spliced from 8 exons. The coding region runs from base 20 to 1429 and encodes 469 amino acids. Gene Ontology annotation, molecular function: sphingomyelin phosphodiesterase activity. NCBI's taxonomy places the organism in Eukaryota, Metazoa, Chordata, Aves, Cuculiformes, Cuculidae.
CAUACCGCCCGCCCCGACCAUGCCGCCCGCCGCGCUGCCACUGCGGGUGCUGCUGCUGCUGCUUCUGCUCCCGCCUGCCGCGGCCGCUCUGGGGCAGUUCUGGCACAUCACGGACCUGCACUGGGACCCCGAGUACGAGGCGGCGGCAGCAGCCGGGCAGGGCUGCCCGUCAGGGGGUUCCAGUCCCGGUGCCCCCGGUGGGCCCUGGGGCAGCCACCGCUGCGACGCGCCCUGGCGCCUGCUUGCCUCGGCCGCCCGGGCCAUGCGCCAGCGCCUGCCGCACCCGCGCUUCGUGCUCUGGACGGGGGAUGAUACCCCACACGUCCCCGAUGAGAAGCUUGGAGAAGAAAAGGUUCUGCAUAUAAUAGAAAAUCUGACUUCUCUGAUAAAAGAGACUUUUCCAGACACUAAAGUCUAUGCAGCGAUGGGCAAUCAUGACUUCCACCCCAAGAAUCAGUUUCCAGGCAAGGAGCACAGGAUCUACAACCGAACAGCUGAACUGUGGCGUCCCUGGCUGAACAAUGCUUCCAUUCCUCUGUUCAGAGCAGGAGCUUUCUACAGCGAGAAGCUGCCCAGCCCAGAUACAAGGGGGCGAGUGGUUGUCCUCAACACCAACCUGUACUAUGACCAGAAUGUUGAGACGGCCGCUGAGGAGGAUCCUGGAGGGCAGUUCCAGUGGCUGGAGGAAACGCUGACCAAUGCCUCUAGAGCAGAUGAAAUGGUCUACAUCGUGGGGCACGUCCCUCCUGGCUUCUUCGAGAAGAAACGAGGAAAGCCCUGGUUCCGGAGUGGCUUUAAUGAACGAUACCUGAAAAUCGUACAGAAGCACCACAGAGUGAUUGCUGCCCAGUUUUUCGGGCACCAUCACACGGACAGCUUUCGGAUGUUCUACAGUGAUUCAGGUUCUCCAAUCAAUGUCAUGUUCCUGGCCCCUGGAGUGACUCCCUGGAAAACAACAUUACCUGGAGUGAUCAAUGGAGCCAACAACCCUGGGAUUCGGGUGAUCGACUAUGACCCUGACACCCUUCAGGUGUUGGAUAUGGUCACUUACUACUUCAACCUAACUGAUGCCAACAUGAUGGCCUCAACACGAGAGGAAGAGUUCCCACUGUGGGAGGAAGAGUACAGGCUGACAGAAGCCUUCCAAAUCCCUAAUGGCUCUGCACGCUCCAUGCAAACGGUGCUGGAGAGGAUCUCGGAGGACCCUCACUAUCUGCAGCAGUACUACGAGUUUAAUUCUGUCAAAUAUGACCUCACCGUGUGCAAUGAGGCCUGCCGCGUUGAUCACGUUUGUGCCAUCAGGGAAGUUGAUUUUUCCAGAUACAAUGAGUGUGUUAAAACCAGCAGCUCUGCUUCUGCUGUCGUCAGUGUUUGGCUUUUAUCGUUGUGCUUGCUCCUAGGACCGCUGAGUCCCCAGCACGCACUGUGAGGACAGAGCAAGAGGAAAUAAAGAGCACAGGUUCACAAUGUGCAUGAACUGGCAAUCGUGAAUGCUUUUGGCACCGAGUACUUACUCGGAAACCAAGACAAAAUCAAUGGCUUUUUCUAAAAUCUCUAAGAUGUUGAUUCAAAAUCUUCUGGAAAAAGUUGCUUUAUCAGGAAAGGGCAGUGAUUGCUACGAAGUCUUUUUGUGCACAACUGACUUGCAGCAGGGGUUUGUCUCCCUUCUGCCAUCACUUCUGGAGGUUGUCCCACAACUUGGACGACGAUCAGGUCUCCCCAUGGACCUCAGUUUGCCGUGGAUGAGAGCUGUGAGCUGCCCUGUGAUUCCGAGGCCAGGUGGAGUCCUCGUGCUGGCACACUCUUCCCUUCUGGAAAGACUACAUGGAAAGUUUUGUCUUGAUGGCCUUGCACAACAGCAGCCUUGCCCUUAGCUUGUGUGAGCGAAGCCAGGUGGGAUUGGCUUUUCCUUGGACAGUGUGUGAACCUUGAAUCUGGGCUGUGACGUUCACGUGUCAGUGCCCAAGAUGAGACUCAGGGGCUCCUGCUGGCCCCAGGGCAGCUGGUUCCGUGUGGGAGCCUGGUGACCCCUGGAUGGGUCUUCUCCCUUUGCCACACGCUUGCCCCCUCCUGCUCCCAGGCAGAGCUCCUUGAAGAGGAACAGAUGGUGACACUGCCUUCAUAGAAUCAUGGAAUCAUUAUGUUUGGAAAAGAUCUCUAAUCUCAUGCAGUCCAAGAAUCAGCCCAACCUCACGGUGCUACCAAACCUUGUCCCUGAAUGCCACAGCCACACACUUUUUGAACCCCUCCAGGGAUGGAGACCCCACCACCACCCUGGGCACCUCUGCUAGGGCUUCACGGCUUUGUCAGUGAAGAAAUUUGCCCUGAUAACCAAUCUAAACCUCCUCUGGCACAACUUGAGGCCAUUUCCUCUCAUCCUAUCUCUUGUUACUACGUGGGACAAGAGCCCAGCACCCACCUCACCACAACCUCCUUUCCGGGAGCUGCAGGGAGCAAUGAGGUCUCCCCUCAGCUUCCUCUUCUCCAAGACUAAACAGCUCCAGGUGCCUCAGCCACUCCCAGAACCCCUGCGCUCCAGACCCUUCCCCAGCUCUGUUCCCUUCUCUGGACGCGCUCCAGCCCCUCUCAAUGUCUUUCUUGUACUGAGGGGCCCAAAAUUGAAUCCGGGAUUCGAGGUGUGGCCUCACCAGAGCUGAGUCCAAGGGACAAUCCCUUCCCUGCUCCUGCUGGUCACACCGCGGCUGAUCCCAGCCAGGAUGCUCUUGGCCUUCUUGCCCACCUGCUGGCUCAUGUUCAGCCACUGUUGACCAGCACCCCCAGGUCGUUUUCCGAAGGGCAUGUUUCCAGCUGCUCUUCCCCAAGCCUGGAGCUGCACGGGGUUGUUGCGACCCAAGCGCAGGACCCAACACUUGGCCUUGUUGAAUCCCAUCCACUCGGCCCUGGUCCAUCAACCCAGCCCGGCCAGGUUCCUCUGCAGAACCUCCCUGCCCUCCAGCAGAUCAACACUCGGUGUCCUUUGCCAACUGGCUGAGGGAGCACUCGAUCCCUUUGUCCGGAUCAUUGAUAACA